Messenger RNA from Astrephomene gubernaculifera, 5609 nucleotides. The record is from the annotation of a GenBank genome assembly. NCBI's taxonomy places the organism in Eukaryota, Viridiplantae, Chlorophyta, Chlorophyceae, Chlamydomonadales, Astrephomenaceae.
CUCACGUGUUAAGCAAUAAGCGAUAUGCCUAACAUGUACUAUGUCGAACGUGUUCAGAAUUAGCUUUGACACCAACUAUCAUUUUUUGGUAGCAAAUCUUUGCUUUGCUUCGUUCAUAUAACUGCAUUCCUUACAUGUAUAAAAGGGAAAUAUACCAUCGUCAUUUUUUGUCUUUAACUUUUGUUGCUCGAUGGAACAUGGACACAGACGAGACCACGCUAAUGUCCAGCUUGUUGUGCUCUUAAGCAAUUAUAAUGGCACGACCGGGAAGUCGUCUUCCCCCGGUGGAAGAUGGCGAGGGCACUCUGGGCGUCCUCAAGGGUCAGCAAAUGGUCGCUGUCCCAAGCAAUUCCGGACAGAGCAAGAGCAUCUCGUCCAUCGACCAGUUUACGGCGCUGUUCGGGUACUCGCCAACUGACCGGCGCCCCCCUCCUGGCCGCGGUCCAGCCACUCCUCCUCCCACGUCCUUAGCAAAGGAUGAAAAAGCGGGCGCGACGGUGUCACCCCCACGGGCCGGCUCGCCCCCGCGAGCAAACAUCCUGGGGAUGGGUCCCGAGGAGAUGCAGCACGCACUGGGCUACAGGCCGAAGCGCAAGGGGGAGCACGACCUUCGCCCAGCACAGCAGCGGGCCUUCCAGUUCCGGGGCGCUAUCAACAAAAGCACACUGUGCCUGCAGCCGGACCUCUCCCCGGAGUCUAUCAUGGACUCAGCAGCAAGCUACGCCCUGCCACCAAGUACGGCGCCCCCAGCGCUGACGCCGGCCCUACUGGACGGCCUCAAGCCGGGCCCCCCGCCUGCCACAACGGACGCCUCUCUGAUGGGGACCUUCAUCCUCCAGAAGGACCUUAAGCCAUUCAGCAGCAGCACCCGCCUGCCGUACCAGCACCUGAACGGCAGCGCGCCGGGUGCUAGCGUGGAGGCGCCGCCGCAAGGCCCCUUCAUGAUGCCGCCGGUGGAUGUCAGCAUGUCGGACGCCUACAACUACAAUGUCCCCGCCGACGUGCGCACGGGCGAGGACGCUGUCCGCCUCUUCAGCUCCUCCGCCGCCAAGGGCGGUCUCAUCAUCUACUGCAACCUCAACCCCCAGGCGGGCGGCGGCGAGUACAACCCCUACGACCUGGUCGUGGUGGACCGCGCUCGCGUGGACCCGCGGCACCACUACGUGCUCACGCAGAGCGGCGUCACGCAGAUGCUGGGGGGCACGGCGCAGGAGCUGCAGCCGUUCCAUGCGUGGCAGCGCGACCGCAACCUGUUCACGGUGCUGCGGAAGCUGGUGUUCUUUAAGCACAAUGAGGUGUUCCAGGCUUUCUGGCAGUGGCGGGACGCGGUGCGUGUGCUCAAGUUCCGCGCCCGGCAGCGCCUGCUGGCUCACCAGCUGCUGGUGCUGAGCCCCACCUUCCACCGAGCACUGCUCAAUGUGCGACGCAUGACACUGGCUGUGAGCUCCGAUACCAACGGAACCUGGAGGAAGACGCCAGACGGCCAAUGGGUGGAGCUGGAGGCUGAGCUGGUGGCGCCCGGCCCCGUGCCGUCCCGCCACCAGCAACAACAGCAGCAGCAGCAGCCCCUGCCGACCCCGCCUCCCCAGCUGCAGCUUCAACACGUCAACGAAUCCUCCUCCGUGUCCGGAUCAGGCGCGGCCGGGGACGCCGUUGCUGCCGCCGCCGCCGCAGGCGGCAGCGGCGCUGCAGGCGCCGCUAGCCAAGACGCCUCCGGCGUCACCGCCGAGGGCGGCGGCCUCAUCCUCGCCAUCAGCGGCCCGGAGUUCGCCCCGCCCACACCCCUCCCUGCGGAGCGCCUGCCUGAGAGCGGCCUGCCGUACCAGCUGGGCUAUGUGGGCACCGUACACGACCAGUACAGCCUGGCGGACUUUAAGCGCAUGCGUGAGGAGCAGCGCAGUGCGGUGAGCAGCGCGCUGCAGGACAUGGUGGGCUAUGUGCGGUCUCAGGUGCAGGUGGUGGGGCAGGCGGUGCAGGCCAAGCUGGCGGCGGCGCAGGCGGCGGUGGCAAAGCCCACGCGGCAGGAGGCGCGGCAGCAGCGGUUCGAGGCGCCGGGCCGCCAAGCUUGGAAGGCCAAGUCCCUAGCCCUCGCCCACAGCGACGCAGACCAGCGCCAACGUGACCUGGAAGACGCCGUACACGCGGCCCAUCAGCUACUGCGCUUCGUAACGCUUGCAGACUGCCUCAUGCUGGGGCAGCUAGCGGAGUUGGCGCGCCUAGCCGUGCUACUGUGCGUGUGUCAGCUGGAGAUGCCGCGCAAAGGCGGGUUGUACAUCGUGGCUGGCAGCCUGGAGGACCCCACGGCCACCUCGGCUGCCGCCGUGUCGAGGUCGGCGGGGCUGCCGGCAUGGGGCAGGUCGGGCACGUUUGCAUCCAGCGUUGUGUUUGCAGCGUCGUCGACGAUGGGCAGGCGGAGGUCAGCGGGGUUUCCGUUGCUGGCGGCAAGCAGCCGACAGUCUCAUGCGGGGGACGCCAUCACGCCCCGUGCGCCGCGGAACUUCAGCGGAAACCAGAGCGGUUCGGACGAUGAUGAGGACGAAAGCAGCGAUGACAUACCCACGCCCGCGCCGGCGUUUGUGUUUAACCCGGGUAGCGAGGACCUAUCCUCGGCGGUCGCCAACCUACCUCGGGAGAUCCUGCAUGUGGUGAUUGUUUCCUCGGCGGCGCUCACCACCUAUCCGGAUGUACGACAGCUGCUUUCGGAGAUUGGCGCCAAGGGCAUUCCGGUUCCGGCGCGGGUGAUGAAUGCUCGUACGUACGACAUGAUGGGCUCGUCCACUCGGGUAGCGGGCGGCUUCCAUGGGGAGGUGUUGCGGUCGGCGGUGGAUGUGCGGGCCAUGAUGAACCGGCUGCAUGCUGCUGUGUUGGCGGACUACAGCGCCGCCAUGCAGCACCCCGCCAUGCAGCCCUACCGCGGACACGAGGUGCAGUGGGGGCGGGUCAGCAGGUUCGCACCCGAGUCGUACAGGAACACCGGCAUGUCCCCCGAGACGCUGCACGCCGACCUGUCGUCCACCUCCGCCUGGCUGGGUGAGAUGGUGGGUGCGCGCACCUCGGUCAUCGUGGGCCUGGUGGCGCUGGACAUGAGCGCGCUGCAGCGGGCGGCGCUGCCCGCCAUACAGAAGGCUCACAGCGGCAUCAUGUCGCUGCUGGGCGCCCUGCUGGUGGCGCAGUCGCAGCAGCUCACCAGACGCCUCGCGGACUACACAGCCAACCUCAUCUCACGACCCAGCCAGCUGCCGGAGUUCGUGGCGUACGUGGAGAUCAUCUGGCCGCACCUGGACCCGCUGAGCUCCAUCCGCCAGGCCAUCACCGCCGAGCUGGGCCACAUGACCCACCUGCAUGUCACAUACCUGGAGUCCUCUCCCAACGCCGGCGCCAACCCGGGCAGCCCCACCCUCUACCACCCGUUAUACGGCAUGUCCUCCUCCCUGGGCGCCGACGGGGGGCAUCACCCGGAUGAUGACGACGAGGACGCCGACCCCAAUAAGCCCCCCUCGGGGCGGCAGGUGCGGGGCGCAUGGGAGGCGUUGCAGGCCUCCAUGGCGCGCUACACGGACGAGGCGCGGGCGGCGGCGGAUUACUUCCAGAAUGCGGCAGCACUCAUGGUGACGCACCUCAAGACGUCGCUCAUAGAGUCCGGCAACGCGCUGCACCUGGUGCUCUCCCAGCUGCGCACCGGCGUCUCCACCGACCCCUCCGCCGCCGCCCCCGACGUCGCCGCCCACCUAGACGGCCUCGCGGAGGGGCUCCGCACCCUGGCCGCCGGCGUUGAGCAGCACAGCAGCUGGGCGAGGCUGCUGACGCACCCCUCCACCACCGGCCUGGUGGCCUCCUUGGAGGCGCAGCUGGGAGCGGCGCGUAGCGUGCUGGCGGCGCGGCGGGCGCUGUGGGAUGUGGUGGCGGGGUGGAGGAGGUUCCUGGAUCGGCUGUACGGCGUGCCGUGUAUUGAUGAGGACCGGCAGAGGUUGAUGGCGGAGCUGGCGGACCAUGUGACACGGCUGAGGACGCAUGCAGCGAGGAUUACGUCCCUGCACACCGACGACGACCUCACCAGCACCCGCACCGUCACCCCGGCGGAACAGAAGCUGGGCGCGCACCUCAGCGUGCUCGUCAAGUCCUGGCAGGACAUCCUGCCCCUCGCACAACAGCUGGUCAACCCCGCCGUCAAGCCACGACACCUGCGCACGCUGCUGGGAUGGCUGGCCGCACACCGCGCCGUCGCCUCCGCCGCGGCUGCCGCCGCCGGCAAGGGCGGUGGUGGCGGCGGCGGCCGCAACGUCACGCCCAUGGAGGCGGCGGGGGCGGCGCCUCCGGUGCUGCUAAUGCAGGACCCCUUUGCGCUGCCGCCGACGCAUGUACGACAGGACGAUGCGUUGGUGGCGGAGGCGGCGGGGCGGACGUCGCUGGCUCAGCUGGUGACGUCGUGCAGCGAGUCGGCACACACGCGGCAGCUGGUAGCUCGGAUAUCACAGGUUGCCCUCGGCGAGGCCCAGCUGGUGUCAUGGCUGCAGUCCAUUAAGGAGCGGCUGACCGCCAUCCCGCUCACCUACAGCAGCGCCCGCACCUGGGGCUCAUUCACACCCACCAACGUGCCGGAGGUGCUGGCGGCGCUGGCGGCUCUGGGCGCGGAGCUGGGUGCCGUACAGCGCAGUCCCUUUUACUGCGGCGUGCUGCGGGAGUAUGAGCGGGUGGAGCAGCUGCUGGGGGGGCUGCAACGCAGCAUGCAGGACGUGUCGUACUGCAUGGACAAGUGGACGUACAUGUGUCAGCUGCUGCACAACCCGGUGGUUUCGGAGCGGGUUCCGGAGGCGGUCGCCUCCAUGGACAUGCUGGGCAGCGCCUGGCGCAAGCUGCACAUGGCGGCCAUGGAGCAGCCCACGUUGCAUGCGGCGUCAGUGGCGCUGCAGGACUGCCGUGUGCUGGUGGCUGCCAUGGAGAACGUGCGCCGCGGCAUCGCACAGGCGCUGCUGCCCGCCAUGCGCGACGCCUACCCGCGGCUGUGGCUGGUGGGCGACGAGGUGCUGAUGGCGGCGCUGGCGGUGGGCGGAGAGGUGGAGGCGCUGCCGGGGGGGCUGCUGGAGGCGCUGUACGGCGGAGUGGUGGGGCUGCAGGUGCAGGUGCAUGAACACCUGGAGGACUCCCCUCCGCUGCCCCCCGAGGUGGUGGCCCUUGUGGGGUCCAGCGGGGAGGUCUGCACCCUGCGCCAGCCCCUCGCCGCCCCCUCCGCAGCCGGCUCCUUUCGCCUGGAGGGUUGGCUUUCCGCCCUAGAAUCCGAGUUGCGCGCCUCCCUGGCAGCUCACACCUGCGACUGUGUGGCUGCAUGCGGCUACCUUUCACCCGAGGUGUGGGUGGCGUCGUUCCCCAGCCAGUGCGUCAUGCUGGUGGAUGCGGUGGUGUGGACGGCCACGGUGACGUCGACGUUGGAGCGUACGUCACAGGGUGAUCGAUCCGCGCUCCGAAACCUGUUGGACCAGUCGGUGUUGCGGUUGGAAACCAUGGCACGACAGCUGCGUGCUGCCAUGGUGGCGGUGCCGCAAGGGUUGAUGCGAGGGGGGCGACAGGUGGAAGACCUGGCGGCGCGCGCGGCGGCGGCGGCGCUGACGGCG